This is a messenger RNA of Strongylocentrotus purpuratus (purple sea urchin), 1905 nucleotides long. RefSeq lists its product as uncharacterized. The transcript has 6 exons. Lineage: Eukaryota; Metazoa; Echinodermata; Echinoidea; Camarodonta; Strongylocentrotidae. The record is from RefSeq and is a predicted model, not a curated record. Bases 256 to 1428 code for a protein of 390 amino acids.
UGUAGACCGCUCGGGGCUCAUUUUGGCGGGAAAAUCCAUGAGCGAGGGAGCGAGACGUUUAUUGGAGAUUCGUAUCUUGUCGAGACGGAACGGAGUGUGAGGAUUCUGCUCUUAUAUUGGAUUAUACAGUGUGAAUUAUUAGACGCACCCAGCACUGAGGGAACGGCUUCACCGAGAGCUUCUGAGGGUUUCCAUCCAUGCUUUUAAGCCUCUUUUCGCCUUGCUCGCCACGGCUGGGACCCCGGUAACAGCACGAUGGACACCGCCGUGUUUCUCCUUCUUUACAUCACUACAUUAGUGGCUACCACAUGGUUCUCAUUCAUAGCUGCAGCAACAGACAUUGGAACGCCCAACGUGCCUACAACAUAUUUACCCGAUGAUUUAUCAUCGGGCAAAGACAUUCAUUAUGACGUCACCACGAUGGCUCCAAAAGACUUUCUUCAAAGUGAAACUUUGCCCGUGCAUGUGCCCAAGACAGACUUACUGAGCGAUACCGUUUCGGAGAACCCUAAAGAGCCUUUAGUUCACACUGUGAUAUUGACACAUACAUCAGGAACGAAUUCUGCAGAAGAACAUAGAACUCUACCUUAUGAAGAGGGCGCCCUUGGGGGCAUAACCGCAUCGAGUGUAGAAAGAACUUUCGAAACGUCGUCGGCAGUCUCUCUUACAGAUUUGAGGAACAGACAUGGCGACGAGUUUCAUACGACGUCGUCUGCGGAGACUGAAGAUGUGACGGUGAUAGAAUAUACGGAGAAACAAUACGUAACGACGGCAUCGAGCGGGCAUACGAUGUCAUCUAGGAAAACUACAUCUACAGGACGACGGAGAACUGGUGCAUCUUCAGCGUCAUCAGAGGAUUCGAAAAAACAACACUUUGAAGAUGGAAACGACCAUGAAAAUGGCGUAAUCCCUGAAGCACCAGUGCAUCGUCAUCGAGACGAAGGACUCAUGACAGAGGCGAACAUCAACCAUGCCGCUCUCUGGAUCACUGUAGCCUUCGUAGCCGUUCUUCUCGUCUAUAUCACGGUUCUGAUCAUCUACAACGCUAAAAAACGAGACUGGCACCAGUCGUUGCCGCCUUACACGAGAUUUGUGGAAGAAACUACGCCGGAAGACCAGGAAGCGAUGGGUACAUUAGACAGAAUGCUCCAAAGGAUUACAGGAAAAAGAACACCGAGGAUGGAUAUUCGUUGUCCUUUUAGCGACACCAUAAGACGAAGAAUACAAAGAGACUAUGCCACCGACCUGUUUGUAAAGACAAUGCUUUGUCAUUGUGGAACAAUGCGAACAAAAAUAUUACCUCACCAAAAUGAUUUCUUUUUUAAAUAUCAGAGGACUGAGAUCAUGGAUUCAAUGGUCUUACAACUCAAUAAUACAACCUUACUUUUGUUUAACAUACCUGUGUUUGAUAAUAGUGGGCCUGGUUGAUCCGUUUAUGUUGUAUUUAUGACUACCAAUACAAGGUCACUUAAUAAUUUCGGCUUAGUUUGUGUAAACCACCUCAGUGUAACAAUACAGUGUUGAAACGCUGGGUUUAAUCCAUUUCCUUCCCUGCUUUACUGUGUGACCCAGAUGUGGAUAACUUUAGAAUGUAGGAAUAUUAUAUUAAUAAUGACUGCUAUGAGAGACAUAGUUGUUUUCAUACGCUCAAGGGGAUGUUACGUGAUCGUGCUUUCGCCCCGAGGCGUGCCGAGUGGUGAUAGCACAAUCAUGUAACCUCCCAGAGAGCCUAUAAAAGCAACUAUUCCUCGAAUAUUAAAGCAGUCAUUAUAACUUUUAUAUACCGAAAAGGGUCAUAGAAAACAUGUACGACUUACCAAUCAUGGUAAUCAAGUUUGUUUACGCUAUCGAGACCUAGUCUUAAUAGGGUGUCUGAUCGCACACCACUCGAGUUUGUGUGCUAAA